AGCAACCAGCAUUUUGAAAUAAACAAACAAUGACAUUCGGCGAAUGAAUUUCAAACUUAUCGGCUCUUGAUAAAAAUUUUCAUUAUUUUUUUAACAAAAUGAAUUCUAGAAAUUUUCCUAUUGAAUCCAAUGGUAUAUCGAAUAUUGAUUAUAAACGGCCCAUUCCACCUCAUCACGAUAUGCGAACUGCAUAUGAUUUCGGACAUAGGUUGAUCUACGAUAACGAUGUUUGCAAUGCAGGUUGUAAAGUGGGUGACACGAGCAUGGUGCUAAAAAGGAAGCCGUUGUAUAUGGAAACGCAAUCGGAAACGAGGGACUCUUUCAAGCAAAAGUACCCGGAGCAAGUUCCUAGAAUGACUUCCACGAGUAUAAAUAAGAUGAAGUAUAUUAAAGGAUUCGACGAGUCCCGAUUGAAAUUCGUCCCGAGGCCAAUUAAUGAACACUUAACCACUUACAAUAGCAACUUCACGGAAAAAGGCAGAGCACCAGAAGCAACUGCCGUGCUAAAAGACCUGGUGAUGCAAUCACAAUUGAAAAAGGCAACAUACAAUGCGGCACCUGAUAAGCCAAAUUAUUCGAAAUAUUUAGAUGUCAUGGCAUCUUCUUAUACACUGGAUCAUUAUCCUUUCUCCAAAGAACAAUUGAAUACAUUGGCUUCCAAGGAUGCUAUUACAUUUUGGUCGUGGAACGGCAACGUUCAACCAAACGUUAUAAAGGAAAUCCAUCCGGCCUAUAUAUCGACGUUUGCUAAAAGUAAAAUUAUCGUUCCGCCGCGAACUGCUAUUAAAAGUAGAACAAUUCCAUCACUUACAAAAAGUGUUCCGAAUAAAGGUCUUACAACCGAAUAUAUGAGCAAUUAUCGUCCUGUGGACGAUACGCUUAAAUUGGAGGUGGAUUUAGGGAACCACGUAAAUAUCAUCGAACAAAUUCGAUUUACCCAGCCAAAAACUGAGUACAAUAUUUAUGGAUCUGGCGAUAAAACACAACGUUAUGUAUAGUUUUAAUUGUUUCAAGUGGAUUAAAUUUUCUUAUUAUAUUUAAA
Molecule: messenger RNA, 1042 nt
Organism: Hermetia illucens (black soldier fly)
Lineage: Eukaryota; Metazoa; Arthropoda; Insecta; Diptera; Stratiomyidae
Exons: 2
Coding region: 99-998 (299 amino acids)
Source: RefSeq, a predicted model, not a curated record